UGGUUUUAGAGACUUCGUGAAAAGUUUGAAUCCCUUGUUCAAAAAUGUUUCUAGAAAUACUAUUAAAGAUGAGUGCAUGAAACACUAUAAUUUGGAGAGGUCGGCGUUCUCUGGACAUUUGAAGAAAUACAGUGGUAGAGUUUCUUUAACAGCGGACAUGUGGACAUCUAAUCAGACUUUGUCCUAUCUAUGCAUCACUUGCCAUUUGAUCAACAGCAAGUGGAUUUUGCAAAAGAGGAUCUUCAGAUUUUUUAUGGUGGAGACUCCACAUAAUGGAGUAACAAUGUUUAAUGUCUUAUUAAAGAGUUUACAGGAGUGUAAUAUUGAGGACAAACUCUUUAGUAUGACAUUGGAUAAUGCAUCAGUUAAUGGUACAAUGGUCAAUAAUCUUAGAAAAAAUCUGAACAGCAAGCAUAUGUUGCCUAUUAAAGGUCAAUUACUUCAUAUCCGUUGUGCAUGCCAUGUGAUAAAUUUGAUUGUCCAAGAUGGUUUGACAACGAUGAAAGGUGUGAUAGAUGAUAUCAGAGAGAGUGUGAAGUACAUUAAGAGUUCUCCCUCUCGGUUGGACAAGUUCAAAGAAGUAGUUGCGCAAGUUGGUAUCUCUUGCAAACUCCCCUCGGCUGAUGUGCCAACACGUUGGAACUCCACCUAUAUUAUGUUGGAGUCAGCGCUCCCCUUUCGAAGAGCCUUUCGUGCUUUGGUGCAAAAGGACCCAGAUUAUGUGUUUUGCCCAUCCUCAGGAGAGUGGAAAAAUGCUGAUACAGUUUGUGCUAUGUUAAACGUUUUUCACACAGCCACAAAUGUACUUUCUGGUUCAAGUUAUUCUACCUCAAAUUUGUACUUUCAUCAAAUCUGGAAUGUGAGGUUAUUGUUGCAGAAGGAAGCUUCAACAAAGGAUGAAGUCGUUCAAGCAAUGGUUGGAGAGAUGCAAAAAAAGUUUGAUAAGUAUUGGAUGGAAUCAUAUUUGCCAAACUGUAUUCCUGUGAUCCUUGAUCCACGAUUUAAACUUUGCUUCAUCGAGUUUCGACUAAAACAAGCUUUUGGUCCAGAUGUAGAAAGACACUUGCUUGCAGUGAAAGAAGUUCUUGACAACCUUUUCGAAGAAUAUUCUUCACAAAUGACGGAUGCAUUGGAUGAGUCAGCACCCCGACAAAAUUUUGAUGAGGUUGUGAAUGAAGAGAAUGAUCCGUUGGCGGAUUGGGACCAACACUUGAAUAAGAAGCAACGCCAAACUGCUAGUGAGCUUGCCAGAUACUUAGAAGAAGACACAUUCACUCGCACAGAGGAUUUCAACAUUCUUCAAUGGUGGCAUCUUCACUCGUCUAAGUAUCCCAUCCUUUCUUGUAUAGCUCGUGAUGUUCUUGCUGUACAAGCUUCCGUCGUAGCGUCAGAGUCGGCUUUCAGUACCGGAAAGCGUUUGAUCAGCGAUUACAGAAGUAGAUUGUGCAGCGAGACAGUGGAAGCCUUAAUCUGCCUUCAAGAUUGGUUUAGAUGUAAUGAUAAGCAUGCCAAUGCUCCUGAUCAAGGUCACUACUAUUAACUGAGGUUGAGAUGUUUCUGGAGAAAAAAUCAGUUGAGUCGACCGAAGAUGAGGCCAGUCCUGGGACCAUUCUGAUUCCGAUUAAUCAAGUGAAAGACCAGUGAGCAUAGCUUGGUGUACAAAGGUCGCCCGACACAAAGCUGACAGAAGAAUGGAAGAUGCUCUUAGCUGAUAGUUUUAUCAUUUGGUGCCGUUUUGAGUCUAGGACUCUAGGUGCUUUCUGUUAAUUUUGGGAUAUGGAGGAUGGGGAGUGUGUUGCAUAUUCCUUUUUGUUCACAUACAGGAGAUAUUUCUGCUGCUUUGAUAGGCGUUUUUAGUUAAGUUGCCGCUGCUUUGUGGAUUUUGUUAUUCUAGAGGCGACUACUGAAUUUCCCUGAAUGAAGCUCGAACUCACUAGUGAUAAUUAGUAGCGAUCGUUAUGUCAGUGUGGGCUAAUAUUAUCCACUG
Triticum dicoccoides is the source of this 1987-nucleotide messenger RNA. RefSeq names its product zinc finger BED domain-containing protein RICESLEEPER 2-like. The record is from RefSeq and is a predicted model, not a curated record. The transcript has 2 exons. NCBI's taxonomy places the organism in Eukaryota, Viridiplantae, Streptophyta, Magnoliopsida, Poales, Poaceae. Gene Ontology annotation, molecular function: protein dimerization activity; DNA binding. The coding region runs from base 77 to 1540 and encodes 487 amino acids.